CUUAGCUAGCUACCAAGAGGUGAGUGUCUGUCUUACUCUACGUGGAAAAGAAAACAUCCUCUCGAUCUUCUUCUUCAUGAUUUUCUGGCACUUAACUUUUUUUUAUUUGAAGUUUUGCUACAAGUAAUUAAAUCAGUGAUUUUCAUUACUGAUACCGAAAUUAAUCUGAUUGAAGUCUUGGAAGUAUUAUGAAAGCUCCUCCUAUGUAAAAUCUUCUGGUUGGUAUGAAAUAAAAUGUAUUUUAUUUCUGGUUGGGCUUCAAUAAACGAAAUGGGUUAUGCUAUGAGUAGACUGGAGAUUGAUUCUGAAAAUUGUGAUGGAGGUAAGACCAAUAAUGAAAUUGGUAAUGGUCAGAGGUCCAACAAAUCAUUGCAUAAUUUAGAUCAUGAAAUUUCCCUUGCCACAAAUUUGAAAUCGAGGCCCCAUCAACGGCUGGCCGAAGUGAUACCUGGGAAGCGAGAGUUGCCUGUUUCUACAGUUAAGAUGUUGGCAGGUCGAGAAGGUAAUUAUUCAGGAAGGGGAAGGUUCUCUGCUGCUGAUCGUUGUCAUAUGCUUGGCAGGUAUCUGCCAGUCAAUGGUCCUUGGCUUAUUGACCAGAUGACUAGUCGGGCCUAUGUCUCACAAUUCUCAUCUGAUGGUUCUCUAUUCGUUGCUGGGUUUCAGGGAAGCCAUAUUAGAAUAUAUAAUGUGGACAGAGGCUGGAAAGUUCAGAAGAACAUCCUUGCCAAAAGCUUGCGAUGGACAGUUACUGAUACAUCUCUUUCACCAGACCAGCGCCAUCUUGUAUAUACCAGCAUGUCACCAAUUGUCCAUAUUGUUGAUGUCGGGUCUGCAGCAAUGGAGUCACUUAAAAACAUCACGGAGAUUCACGAGGGCUUGGACUUUUCUGCUGAAGAUGAUGGGGGCUAUUCUUUCGGAAUCUUCUCUGUGAAAUUUUCUAAUGAUGGGCGAGAACUUGUGGCAGGAAGUAGUGAUGACUCAAUAUAUGUCUAUGACCUUGAAGCAAAUAAGCUGUCACUACGAAUUUUAGCACAUGUUUCUGAUGUUAACACUGUUUGUUUUGCUGAUGAAAGUGGCCAUCUUAUAUAUUCUGGAAGUGAUGAUAAUCUCUGUAAGGUGUGGGAUAGGCGUUGCUUUAUCGCGAGAGGAAAGCCAGCAGGAGUCCUUGUAGGACAUCUAGAAGGCAUCACGUUUCUGGACAGCCGUGGAGAUGGUCGAUAUCUUAUAUCUAAUGGUAAAGAUCAGACAAUCAAACUUUGGGAUAUUCGCAAAAUGGCUUCUAAUGCUACUUGCAAUGCUGGGCUUAGGAAUUAUGAAUGGGACUACAGAUGGAUGGACUAUCCACCUCAGGCAAAAGAUCUGAAGCACCCAGGUGAUCAAUCUGUGGCUACAUAUAGUGGUCACUCAGUCUUGCGUACUCUUAUUCGCUGCUACUUUUCCCCAACGUACAGCACUGGCCAAAAGUAUAUAUAUACUGGCUCUCAUGAUUCUUGUGUUUAUAUAUAUGACUUGGUGACUGGAGCACAAGUUGGAGUACUCAAACAUCAUAAAUCACCUGUAAGAGAUUGUAGUUGGCACCCUGAUUAUCCAAUGCUCAUUAGCUCUUCUUGGGAUGGGGAUGUGGUGAAAUGGGAAUUUCCUGGAAAUGGAGAAGCUCCAAUUCCUGCGGCCAAGAAGAGAAUCAGGAGACGACAAUUUUACUGAAAGAAAUCUUGAUAUAUCAUGGCGACUAUCUGUUUAUGGUGCCCUCUAGUAAAUAUAUGUUGUUUAAGCAGUGAUUCAUGUUUGAUCCACAUUCAAAUAAAAUAUGUAAUUAGCAUAUGUAGUAUGAAUAAUUCAUUGUUAUAUCACUUCAAGGCCCGAGUUGUGCAUAAAUAACCUCCAAAGUGAUGAUUUAUAGAUACUGAAGCAUCUUAUGAAAUUCCGAAUCCAAUUCUUAUUCUUCCUA
Molecule: messenger RNA, 1948 nt
Organism: Ricinus communis (castor bean)
Lineage: Eukaryota; Viridiplantae; Streptophyta; Magnoliopsida; Malpighiales; Euphorbiaceae
Product: LEC14B protein
Exons: 10
Coding region: 235-1704 (489 amino acids)
Biological process (GO): proteasome-mediated ubiquitin-dependent protein catabolic process
Cellular component (GO): Cul4-RING E3 ubiquitin ligase complex
Molecular function (GO): protein binding
Source: RefSeq, a predicted model, not a curated record